Messenger RNA from Mytilus trossulus (common blue mussel), 1930 nucleotides. RefSeq lists its product as uncharacterized. NCBI's taxonomy places the organism in Eukaryota, Metazoa, Mollusca, Bivalvia, Mytilida, Mytilidae. The record is from RefSeq and is a predicted model, not a curated record. The transcript has 7 exons. Bases 152 to 1105 code for a protein of 317 amino acids.
UAAUUUGAAAUGAUUUUAAAAGGUCUCAUAUUUCAUGUAGACUCGUUAAAAUUUGUUUGCAAUUCAAGUAGUUUUCUCAAACGAACUAGGGAUACACGUGAAAACAUUAGAAAAGGUGUCUGCUCUAAAAUCAGUUUGGUAAACAUCAAUUAUGCUUACAAAGUAUUCGGUGCUGUUUUUCUUCUUAGCUCUGGUGAACGAGAAGUACAUUGCAUUUAUACAGUACCGAAGUUUGACAGAUAAAUCACAUUGCUCUAAACCGUUACGAACGAUUGAUCUUCGUUAUGACUUAGACGCAGCAGAAAUAACAUGGCAAGGAGGUAUAAUCGAAGAUUGUAGUAUAAAUGUAAAGCCUUUGGAUGAAACGGACAAUUUGCGUCUCGAACUUGCAGCAAACAAUAUUCCAUGCGACAAAAAUGUGACCGUUUCAUUUGUAAACAGUCCUUUAGGAGAUCAUAAAGAUGUGACUUAUGUGGUAGGGUGUAAUGUGAACCCAGUGAUGUGUAUGGUUUUCAAGUCAAAUGUAAUGAUUACAGUUAAUGCACCACACGCGAUUGCAACACAAAACGAUCUUUUUCGAUUGAGACUGGAAAUCAUUGUCUCUUUACUUCCUAAAAUUACAGAAGACGUUUCGACUGUGACAUCUGAACAUUUAGUCAAAAAUUAUGAUGGAGUCUGCCAAUUACCAGUAGACCGACCUGAUGUAUAUUUUUUGGCAAUAGAAUACUGCGUGAUUUAUAAAUGUUCCAUAAUAGAUGAUUGUAUAGCUUCAUUUAAUUGGGAUAUUCAAGAUGACUUCAAGAUAUUACGAUUCACUACACCUGAUACACCAAGACUUUACAACGAGGACAACCAUGACUACCAUGAUCAUCACGAAUUGCCUACUACAGAGUCCAAGCUAGAUGUGAAUAGUAUCAUUGCUAUCAUUGGAGGUGUUGUAACAAGCUUACUUAUACCUAUUAUUCUGCUUGUUGUUAGAAGAAAAAUGCAAACUCCAAAAAACGAAACUGUUACAGUUAAUAAUGAUCCAGAACAGGAAGAAGACGAAGAAACGCAAAAUAAUCGACAAUCAUUAAUAAGCGAAGAAUCAUUUCAAACAAUUUGAACCAACUUUGAUCAGCACAAAAAAUGUACAAUCGUUAAUCUUCGUGAACAAAACUAUGUAUCGAUAGAUUGCAGAUAAUAGAAGUCUGAUGUAGUUUUUUUGUAAUUACAAAUGAAAGAUUAUUUACCAAAUGCAAUUCGUUUUCAUGUUGUAUAGUACUAUCCAUACUUACCUUUACGUCGUUUGAGAAGAAUAAUAAUGACAAGAUGCGAUUUGAUUCGGACUAUUUCAGAUCAAUCCCUUUCAGUAAAAGACGAAAUAUGUGGCUGCCGUAUUUUCAAGAUAAAAAAUGUAGCAUGAAAAGAUAUGAAGUAAGGAUCACGUGGCAUAUGCCAUAUACUGCUCUGUUUUGAUUUUUUUUUUAUCCCGAAUCGUAUUUGUUUAAAUAAACUUUAAUGUUUAAAUUUCUGAGAGUUUUGUCUUCAAUAUAAUAAACAAAAAAAAUAGAGAGGGGAGUGCAAUUAAAAUCGAAAAGAUACAACUAAGGAAGCGUUUUAAAAACAAAGAAAAACUAAAUUAUCCCUGAACUUUCUUAAAAGUAAAAAUUUCGACAUUUUAAAACUCAGUAUUUUAAAUUUUUAAAUAUCGAUAUUGUGUCUGGAAAAUCUCAGUUUAAAUUUUUUUAGAUUUCAGUUCACAUGUCAAAAUUUUAGAAUGAUUUAUUUGGUUUACCAAGUGCCAUAUUCAUGAGAAUUAAAUGGAGAUUCAAUCCUGAAUUAAAAAUGUUUUCAAAAUUUGGUAACAGCUAGCUAGCAUUUUUAGAUAAAGCAUUAUCCGCAUAUACCUUUAGUAAUUGCUAUACUGGGUUGACGAAACAAUCCGGGA